Molecule: messenger RNA, 993 nt
Organism: Clarias gariepinus (North African catfish)
Lineage: Eukaryota; Metazoa; Chordata; Actinopteri; Siluriformes; Clariidae
Gene: cdnf
Product: cerebral dopamine neurotrophic factor
Exons: 4
Coding region: 61-600 (179 amino acids)
Biological process (GO): neuron projection development; dopaminergic neuron differentiation
Cellular component (GO): endoplasmic reticulum
Source: RefSeq, a predicted model, not a curated record
CAUGGGUAAUGUAGUCCUGAGGGAAAAGUGCGCCACGGCUGAUAUAACGCUCAGACGAACAUGCAUUUAAACAGCACCACAGCAGUGAUCUGGCUUUUAUGCGCUGUUUUUGCGGUAACCGAGUCAGAGCCGUGUGAAGUGUGUGUGGGAUUUUUAGAACGUCUUUACAGGUCUUUGGCUGCGACUCGCAGGGAGCUGUCCUCAGCACUUGUAGAGGAGGAGCUUAUUAAAGCAUGUGCUGAAGCUAAAGGGAAAGAGAGCCGACUAUGUUAUUACCUCGGAGCCUCCAGUGACGCAGCUGCGAAAGUGACCGGAGAGGUGAGCCGCCCUCUCAGCGCCCAUGUCCCGGUGCAAAAGAUCUGCCAGAGACUCCAGCAAAGAGACCAACAGAUCUGUGAACUGCGAUAUGAACACCAGGUGCUGGACUGGAGUCGAGAGGCUCUGUCUAAGAUGCGAGUGCUGGAGCUGAAGCGAGUCUUGGCCUCGUGGGGAGAGGAAUGCCGUGGGUGCCUGGAAAAGACUGAACUGGUCGAUCUUAUCCAGGAGGUGGCCCCCAAGCACAGCCCAGCUCAGGCCAGGACACACUCUUCGGAACUCUGAAAGCCUCCUAGUGCAGCUGCAUGCUGAGAACAUGCAGUGCAGAUCUCGAAGGUCCUCCUCGUGCAGCUCUGAGCUGAGGAUGCAGAAAUGUGUACGUGAUCUUUGUGGUGAUUGAUGGUUUUGUUCAGGUGUAGGACUUAAACAAUUAAUAAAACUGUUUCAGUGUAUCAGAUCUGAAGAAGCACGGACCAGUUUUGUGACCUACACUUUCUUUGUGAACAAACAGACGAAGCACUUGAGAUGAUUACACUGCAGCUCUUAUCAUUUGUGGGUGAACAUAUCAGGCUUGGUAUCAUUUACAAUGCGUCAUUCUGACUCCCAGAGAAUUGUUUUAAUGUUUGUUUUCUGUUUUUUUUAAUUGUUAAAGUGUUAACUAGGUGGAAUCAGACCCCA